GGUUUUGUUUUUGGUAUGAAUUUAAUCAUAUGACAUUGUGAUUGUGACAGUCAGUCAUUUAUUGUCGAGGAAAAUGGCUGCAGCUAUGGUAUCUGUAUGGGUUUUCUUAAUCUCUUCAAUAAUAGGUAUCAAUGCCUCUGGCGAACUAAACAUCCUCCAUAGUCCUGAGUCGUUAAGUUUCUCUGGUUCCAGUAAAACUUUCGAGAGUCUUUUAAAAGAAAUAUUUUCUGCUUCUCUUGGCCUUUCCGUUGAAGAGAACUCCGAAUGGAAUGGAUUAUUGAUAACUGAUCCGUUCAAUACUCCUGAAGCAGUUGUCGAAGUUUACAUUAGUGGCAUAUCCAGUCUGGGGAGUUCCGCUGAUUUUAAAUCCAAAAAGUAUCCUUUAGUUGUAGAUGAGUAUGAACCUGAUACUUUUGAUGUAUUAAAACACAGAAUCAAUCAACGUUUUACCAAUGGGGGCAAUAAGCUUGUGAACAUCAAUUUAAGUGACUCUGAUCAGCUUUUGUCAUAUUCAAAUGUGCUAGGGGAUUUAGAUAUUCCAAAAGUUAAAAAACAGUCCUUGCAGCACUUAAAAUCUUCAGUUGAAGAAGACUUCCAAUUUCUAAGUGAGCUUGCAGCCUUAAAAGCUGUCACAGAAAAGGUGGAGUCUGGUGCUAUCAGCGCAGAUAAUAUCAUCGACUUUUACAACUUACGAAUCAAUUCUUUGCAUGCACUACGUGAUUUCCAUGGUCCUAACUCGUUACAAACUAAGGAAGCUAAAAAGUUACUGGGUGAAGCACUUGAAGAAUUAACAAAGGCGUUUGUAAAAGCAUAUGAUGGUUCAGUUUUGGUCACAGCUGUAACAACUGACAUUGUCCACACACGCCGUGCUAUUCGCUCGGUAUCUGGAAAUGUCGAACUCAAGAAUAGUGUCGAUGAAGAUGGUUACUCAGCUGAUUAUGCUGCUAUAUUCAACAUCAUCCUGUGGUUCGGUGUAGUAUUCACCUUUACCUUGAUCGCCAUAGUAUACGCCCUAAUGGAUAUGGACCCCGGCAGGGACUCCAUUAUCUAUCGUAUGACCAACACUAGGAUGAAGAAAGACAACUAAAGUCUUCAGCUUCAGCGCUCGCAGAUUAGAACUUAGUGCAAUAUUUAUUUCUAUAUAAGUUCUAUGGAUGUUUUUUUGCCAAAAGACACUUUCGAUCAGUAUUGUCACAUUCUAGUUUUGUUUUUCAUUUUACAAUAAAUUAGCAUUCCCACGAAGCGGACCUACAAAAUAAUAUUACCGAUUUCAUGAUAUCGCCAGACAUGAAGCUUGGCUGCGCUGAAGUGAUGAUGAGGAGCGGAAGCGUUGCACUUGCUACUGUGUAUGACAAGUUAGGGCGACUAAUGUUCGGAUACUGUUAUUUGCACGGAUUAUUCUAUUUAGUAUUUCACUAUAACUAUAUAAAACAUAAUUUGUUUCGGUGUGAAGAUAGUAAGAUAGGCAUGCUGAAUACUCUGAUUUUAACGGGAGUAAUUGUCAUCCUCUGGUCGCGGUUGCUCGUCAUAAAUCCUGAACGCUCCAAUAUGGCCACUCCACUCCUUUCUUAUUCAUUUUCACGCAGGUGUAAGACAGAUCGCGCCAGAAUAGCUUGUCUAUACGUAUACAUAGAGUAAUAAGUGUAUAAUUGUUAUAACUUAAUUGUGUGCAAAUAUAAUGUUAUGUUGUCCAAUUAAAUGUUGUUCCAGAAUA
Molecule: messenger RNA, 1714 nt
Organism: Bombyx mandarina (wild silkworm)
Lineage: Eukaryota; Metazoa; Arthropoda; Insecta; Lepidoptera; Bombycidae
Gene: ATP6AP2
Product: ATPase H(+)-transporting accessory protein 2
Source: RefSeq, a predicted model, not a curated record